CCCGCCCGUCCGGAGAGCAGCCGACGUGCGGGCACCGAGCGCAGCCCCGGCCCCGCUGCAGCCCGAGCCCCGGGCGGCCGUGGCUGCUAUGUGGCUUCGCGGCGCGCGGCCUCCACCGGGUAAGAGGUUUGCGCCCACGCCUGGCCAAGGCUCAGCUGCCUGAGGACUGAGGAUACUUUGCAGCCAACGGGGGGCCAAGGGCUGAACGCAACCCCUGGAAGUGCCUGGCAGUGAGGACGGAGCCAUGCGCCUGGCAGCCGCCUGCUGACCCCACCAAACUCCUGACGACAGCCGAGCAUCCCGAGCCCACAUUCCCAACAGGAGCCCUGCUGCAAAACAAAGCGUGGGGUGGGCCGGGGGGCUGCAUCGUCCCUUUCUGACCCACCUCGUGCCCCCCACGGCCUCGCAGAGCCCCCCAGUGCCUCUGCCGCCCUCCUGGGGGCUCGGCAGCCCCCUCACAGGGCUGCCCGCCCCACCGCCCUCGCCUUGGCCUCCCGCCCUGCUGGAGCGCGGCACCCUGCCGGGCGCUGCCCCCCGCGCCCCCAGGGCAUCUCCCCCCGCCCCCCCGGGGCCCUGCCUCCCGCUGGCAGAGCCAUGAAGCUGCAGGCAGUGAUGGAGAACCUGCAGCGACAGCAGCGCGCCCGGCUGCAGCAGGCUCUGGAAGCACGGCAGCAGGAGCAGCAGCAGCAGCAGCAGCAACGCUCCACACCCCCCCCGGCGCAGCCCCCGCCGGCCUCAGGACAGACCCCUGCCCGGGGACGAGGCCCUGAUCUGGCCCCAGCCCCUUUGGAGGAAGGCACAGAACCUGAGAGCGCUCACAUCCAGAGGGCACAGAUGGCUGCCCUGGCUGCCAUGCGGGCCGCAGCCGCCGGCCUCAGCCACUCAUCCAGCCCAGGGCUGUCAGAGGAGAGCCAGGAGGAGGAGGAGCGUGGUGAGGAGGAGGAAGAGGAAGAGGAUGGCGGUGGCUACCAGCAGGAGAUGGGCUCCGAGGAGGAGGAGGACCUGAAGGGCAAAUGGGAUGAAGAAGAAUUUGAAGAGGACCUGGGCGAAGAGGAGGAGGAGGAGGAGGAAGAAGAAGAAGAAGAGGAAGAAGAGGAGGAAGAAGAAGAGGAGGAAGACUAUGAGGAGGAGGAAGACAUGGGCGAGGAGGGGCUGGGCUCAGCGGAGGCGGUGCGGACAGGCACGGGGUCCCUGCUGCUCCGAAAGCCGCCGGCACCUCAGCACUGCCGGGGUGAAGCACAGCGGCUGCCGGGCGCACAGGAGCGACUCCCAGCUGGACUGGGCCCCCAGGGCCACGCACAGCUCCCACAGCCUGCACCCGACCACGGCGACUGGACCUACGAGGAGCAGUUCAAGCAGGUAGGAGCCGAGGGGACGUGGGGUUGGAGGGUUGAGCUGGGUUCGGUGCUGCUAAGAAACCGCCGGGUUCUUCUGGGGUUUGAGUCCCUCGGCUCGUUGCAGGGAGCUGGGAGAAUUGCUGGGAACGAAGGGCUUGGGGAAAAAAUGUCACUCUGGGUUUGCAAAUGUGAAGAUAGCUCUUGGGUUUGCCCUUCUCCACGUUGCUGGGGUUGUUUUGGUGGGCUCUGUGCCAGCAGAGGCUGCAGCCCUCCAAGCUCCGGACUCUCUUCCACGUGCCUGGCCGUGGGCUGCACAAACCCGAGCUCGGGGCUAAUAGAAGGAAAUAGUGUAAAGCGGGGCUCCCCGGGGGCUGCCCCGGCCCUUUGAUGUGUGUGUUUAAGUACAUCUGAGUUUAGGGCUGGGGGAAGGGGGCGAGAGCAAACAGCAGCAGAUGGGACCCAGAUGGAGAGUGUGAUGUUUUGGGAGGGGUGCAGUGGCCGCUGCCCCUCGCUCAGCUUGGGGAGGUGGGCUGGGGGCUGCUGCUGCUGGGGGAUAAGGCAGCACUGUGCCAUCCCAUUGCCUCUGUGCUGUGAGAGGAAAACGGCUGCCCAGGGCUGGAGGCUGUUGCACAACUCCCGGCCGCCCCAGCAGCGUACAGCCAGGGUUGGAGAAUUUCACAGCGUGCUGGGGCAGGGAGGAGAACGCCCUGGACUGCAUUCGCCUCCUGGGUGAGCAGUGCUGUGGGGUCUGGGGGCUGCCCUGCUGGCUCUGAUUGGGGGAGCAGCAGGACAGGAGCUGUGCGGAUCCCGCAGCGCCUGUGCACAGCUGCAGGGCUGGGAGCCUUUGCUGGAGCAGGGCCACUUGGCACCAUUUGGCACAGCACGUGGCUGAGCUCCCUGUGCUGCUGCCAUCCCCGUGCCCACCAUCCGCAGCACGGCAGGCAGCGAGGGCAGCGUUCAGCCCCUGCUGCCCCUUCCCUGGGUGCUUCACAGCAGCCCUGGUGCCUUCGGUGCUCCUCCGUAACCCCAACGUACGUCCGUGUGGGUUUUAUGAACACAUUGAACUUUUCCUGUGCUGUCUCGAGUGCGUACAUAUCCUCACCUCCUGGCGCUGCAUCGUCUUUCUUCUUGUGGUUUCUCUCUUUUGUACUUCCUGUAAUUAGAGAGUGGGGGACGUAAUCUUUUUAUCUGUGAAAAGGCUUUUAGAUACCACGGCUGUGAUCUUCCUGUUUGUCGCUGUAUGAGCGUAUCCCAGCCCUGCGCAGGGAGCUCCCGGCCGUCGGUGCCCGGCAGCACAGCGUGGGGCUCAGUCCCACCUCUCCCACCCCACAAAUGGAUACGAGGGGCCGUGCACCCAUCCCUCUGGGCACCACCGGGACAGCUUCCUGAUUGUGUUGGAAGCACCCAGCGUUGAAGGGGAAGGUGCCUGCUGCCUCCGUGCCGUGGGUGGAGGCAAGGAAGCAAAGCGCCCGCUCGGGGAGAGGCUUCCCCCGGCACGUCAGCUUGGAUCCUGGCCUCUGGAUUGAGGCCAGGGGCUGUGAGCAGCGCCUGCCCGGGAGCUCCUCCUGGCUGCCCUCCAACGCGUGCCUCCCAGCUCGCCCCGGCCCAGCUGACGGGCUGGGAAGGAGCAGCAGGAAUGUAAACACAGCGCAGGCAGGAUGCGCCCGGCUCCGGGGGGCGCGGGGGCUGCAACCUCUCUGCUCUGUGCCUUUAACCCAGUGUGGAAAGAGUCGACUGCGAACGCAGUGCUGCAGCCCAGGGAUGGAGUGGAGAGGGAUUGUGGUGCUGGGGGCAGUCCCUGGGUGCUGGGGGGGUUCUUUUAUUUGCUCACCCACCGCUCGGGGCUGUGAGCGCUGCUGUGCAGUGAUGGUGUUGCUGUGAUGGGGACGUGCAGCUUGAGGAAGGUGCUAUUUCUGGGUUCCUCUUUUCUUUAUUUUGCAGCCGAGCUCCUUGCAGGCCAGCUCUGCUGGGAUGCAGUUCCAGCAGCCCCCCACAAUCCCACCCUCCCUUUAUGGCUGCACUGCCCUGGGGGGGGCUCUGCGCUCCCCUCUGCCGAGGCACUUUAUUGACUCAUUUGGGGCAGAUUCCUGCAAAUCAGCCCUCUGGAAGCUGCUGUGCAAUGGGGCGAAGGGGAAGCGUGCGGGGUCGGGAAGCCAAUGCGUGGCACCUCCCCAUCCCUGGGGACGGCCACUGAGAGGCAGAGGUCAGCUCCUGCUGACCUGGGCGCUGCCCGUGCAGCAGCAGAACAAAGGAGCCUGCAGGG
This is a messenger RNA of Tympanuchus pallidicinctus (lesser prairie-chicken), 3600 nucleotides long. RefSeq names its product AT-rich interactive domain-containing protein 3A-like. The record is from RefSeq and is a predicted model, not a curated record. NCBI's taxonomy places the organism in Eukaryota, Metazoa, Chordata, Aves, Galliformes, Phasianidae. The coding region runs from base 595 to 1725 and encodes 376 amino acids. The transcript is spliced from 3 exons.